AUGUCCAAUAUCUACGUAACAGAGCCUCCGACGAGCGGCAAGAUACUCCUCUCCACGUCCAAGGGGGACAUUGAGGUGGAGCUAUGGGCCAGAGAGGCGCCCAAGGCUGUGCGCAACAUCAUUGCCCUAGCAAUGGAAGGCUACUAUGACAACAUGAUCUGGCAUCGGAUAGUGCCUGGCUUCUGUAUUCAGACAGGAGACCCUACCGGUACGGGCACCGGAGGCGAAUCAUUCUAUGGAGAGCCCUUCGAGGACGAGCCGCAUCAGAGGCUAAGGUUCACACGGCGUGGUCUGCUCGCCAUGGCCAAUCCAGGAGAGCACAACAUGAAUGAAAGCCAAUUCUUUAUCACCCUCGAUGCUACCCCCGAGCUCACUGCCAAGCACACAAUCUUCGGUCGAAUAUCAGGCCCGACUAUAUACAAUGUCUUGAGCCUGGCUGAAGUUGAGCUCUCGCCGACAGAGCCGGACCGACCUCUCUAUCCGCCCAAAUUGCAUACGAUCAAAGUGCUUGAGAACCCGUUCGAUGACAUCGUUCCUAGAAUUACGAGGGAAGAGAAGUUGGCUCAGGAGGCCAAUAGGCGGAAAGCGCGAGCUGAGGCUGGAAAGAGGCGAGAGAAGGUCAAGAAGUGA
Molecule: messenger RNA, 630 nt
Organism: Microstroma glucosiphilum
Lineage: Eukaryota; Fungi; Basidiomycota; Exobasidiomycetes; Microstromatales; Microstromataceae
Product: cyclophilin-like protein
Exons: 3
Coding region: 1-630 (209 amino acids)
Biological process (GO): protein peptidyl-prolyl isomerization
Cellular component (GO): catalytic step 2 spliceosome
Molecular function (GO): peptidyl-prolyl cis-trans isomerase activity
Source: RefSeq, a predicted model, not a curated record